Molecule: messenger RNA, 3750 nt
Organism: Quercus robur (English oak)
Lineage: Eukaryota; Viridiplantae; Streptophyta; Magnoliopsida; Fagales; Fagaceae
Product: putative disease resistance protein RGA4
Exons: 1
Coding region: 1-3750 (1249 amino acids)
Biological process (GO): defense response to other organism
Molecular function (GO): ADP binding
Source: RefSeq, a predicted model, not a curated record
AUGGCUGAGACUCUCCUUAGUGUUGUUGCUGAGGAAAUACUAGGCAAGCUGAUUUCACUUGCUACUGAACAGAUCGGCGUUGCUUGGGGUUUCAAAGAUGAGCUGACACGGCUUCGUGACUCAUUAACCAUGAUUCAAGCUGUGUUGGCUGAUGCAGAGAGAAGGCUAGUGAGAGAAGAGUUUGUGAGGCUUUGGUUGCAGAGGCUUAAAGAUGUUGCUUAUGAUGCUGAUGAUGUGCUGGACGAGCUUGCUUAUGAGAUUCUCAAGCGAAAGGUGGAGAUCCGAAAUCAAAUGAAGAGAAAGGUAUGCUUCUUCUUUUCAUUUUCAAAUCCCAUUGCAUUUCGUUGCAAGAUGGCCAACAAAGUUAAGGCUAUUGCUGAAUCGCUAAAGAGAAUUAAUGAUGAAGCAAAUCAAUAUGGACUUACUAGAGUCGAAUUAGUAAAUGCGAAUCCUAAGAUUAUCCCAAGCCACCGAGAGACAGACUCCUCUCUUGAUCAUUCUGAAGUUGUAGGAAGGAAAGAUCUUGUCUCAGAAAUUGUAGAGUUGUUGCUUAAUGCAGCCAAAGAACGACUUUCGGUCAUUCCUAUAGUAGGAAUGGCAGGUUUGGGAAAAACAACUCUAGCAAAAUUAGUGUACAGUCAUGAGUUAGUAAAAGAACAUUUUGAUAAGACAAUAUGGGUAUGUGUCUCCACUGAGUUUGAAGAUAAAAAGAUUUUAGAAGAGAUUCUUGAAUCCCUUACUUCUAAGUCAAGUCCAUUAAAAAAUAAGAAUACAAUACUUGAAUGCCUUCAAAAAGAGUUACAAGGUCAAAAAUAUAUUCUCGUACUUGAUGACGUAUGGAAUGAAGAUCUUGUGAAAUGGGAGACUUUAAGGAGUUCUCUGAUAGGAAUGAACUUGAAUGUGGGAAAUAGUAUUAUUGUAACAACUCGUAGUGACAAGGUGGCUGAAAUUAUGGGGACAUUUCCUCGACGUCACUUGGAAAAACUAUCAGAAGAUGAUUGUUGGUCCAUAAUUAAGAAAAAAGUAUCUCUUAAUGAAAAAAUUCCACUAACUCCAAAUUUGGAGGCUAUUGGAAAGGAGAUUGCAAAAAAAUGUGGUGGGGUUCCAUUACUUGCAAGAGUUUUAGGAGGGAUGAUGUAUUGUAAAAAGGAGGAAAGUGAAUGGUUGGCAAUUCAAAAUAGUAGUGUUUGGAAUUCCCUAAUUGAUAGCAAUGGAGUCUUAUCCAUACUAAAAUUAAGCUUUGAUCAUCUUUAUUCACCAUCUCUAAAAAGGUGUUUCACAUAUUGUGCAAUUUUUCCUAAAGAUUAUGAAAUGGGAAAGGAAGAACUAGUUCAACAUUGGAUGGCUGAAGGGUUCCUCCAACCAACUCAAGAACGUUUUUCGCCGGAGGAUAAUGGUUUCAAGUAUUUUGAUAUUUUAUUGGCAAAUUCCUUAUUCCAAGAUAUAAAAAGGGAUAAUUAUGGUGAUAUUGUAAGCUGCAAGAUGCAUGAUCUUGUACAUGAUCUUGCCCUCUCAAUUUCAAAAGGGGAAACCUUGCAUUUAGAUGACACAGUGGGAAAUGACACUGAGUUGUCUCAUAUCCGACGUUUAUCUAUUAUAUGCAAUGACCAAAGAACACCAACAAUCCUACAAUCUAGAGAUGUCAUGGGUAGAUUGCGCACAAUUUAUUCUAUAGGUGCUAAUCUUGGCGACAAGUUAUUGGAAUUAAAAUGUGUACGUAGUCUAUCUUUAUCCGGGAAACAUGUAAACGAGUUGCCCAGGUCAAUUGGUGAGUUCAGACAUUUGAGGCUUCUUCGCAUCGAUCAUACUGACAUCAAAGUAUUACCCAAUUCUGUUACUAAGCUCUAUAACUUACAAACUCUAAUAAUCAAGUCUUGUUAUCUUCUUAAAGAGCUUCCAAAUGAUCUACAAAAUUUGACUAACUUGAGACAUAUUGAUAUUGAUCAUCGGUAUAUAAAACAAUUGCCAAUAAAUAUGGGGCAGUUGACUUGCCUUCAAACGUUGCCUUUCAUUGUCAUCGGUCAAGAUGCUGGUCAUCGAAUUGAAGAAGUGGGAUGCUUAAGCCAACUCAGAGGAAAAUUAAGUAUUUACAAUCUAGAGCAUGUGAGAGAUAAAGAAGAAGCCAAAACUGCAAAUUUAGUGGGAAAGGCAGGAGUGCAGAAGUUGGGAUUCUAUUGGAAUAGAGAAAGGGAUGGAAACAAUAAUGAUGAGGAUGUACUGGAAGGCCUUCAACCUCACCCAAGUUUGAAAAGCUUAGAGAUUGAAAAUUUCAAGGGUGAGAAGUUCCCUUCAUGGAUAUUGGCACGUGAUAACAGUAGUGGUGGUUUGUUUGUUUUGGACCAUCUGUUUGAAAUUCGUUUAGAAAACUGUAACAAGUGCAACAAGCUUCCUACACUUGGGCAUUUACCCCGACUCAAGGUUCUUCAAAUAGUGGAAAUGGAUAACGUGACAUCUAUAGGAACAGAAUUUUUCAUUAAUUAUGGUGGUGAGAGAUCAAGUAAUAGUGGAGGUGGUAGUGGCAGAAAUGUUGUGUUCCCAGCUUUGAAAACACUUGUUUUGCGGAAGUUGCCCAAUCUAGUGGAAUGGAAGGACGCGAUGGAGUUGACAACAAUAGAAACGGUGUUUCCUUGCCUUGAGGAGUUGACCAUUUCAUCAUGUGGCCAAUUGACAAGUGCUCCAUAUCAUUUUCCGUCUCUUAAGAAGUUAAAUAUUUAUAUAAUCAAAAGCACGGCAUUCGAAAGGAUUAUCAGCAAGCUUACCACACUCACCUCCCUCCAAAUUUGGCUUAUUUCAGAACUUGUUUGUUUGCCAGAGCAGUUAUUGCAGAAUAAUAGGAGUCUCAUGUCUAUAGACAUAUAUGAUUGUACUGAUUUGGUUUCCAUCUCGCUGCAUCAAGAUGCAACCUCUCUCCAAUCAUUCAGAAUAAGAGGAUGUAAGAAAUUGAGUGAAUUGUCGAACGCACCGCUCACCCUCCCUUCUCUUGAGACGUUUGAAGUAAGUGGUUGUCCUAAUUUGAGAUCCUUUCCAAGUCUACAAGGUGCGGGGUCCCUUCUCCGAAGUCUGGCAAUAUCGUGUGGUGACGAAGUUCUACCGACUGCGUUACAAUCCUGCACGUCGCUUUCAAGUUUGAGUAUAAAAGAGUGUCCAAAUCUUAUAUUAAUUCCAGAGCUACGAAAAUUGCAUUCUCUUACGGUUUUAAAAAUUUGCGAUUGUCCUAAUCUGAAAUCAAUUCCAGAUCUAGGAGAAUUGCAUUCUCUUACCCGUCUAUUCAUUUUCGGUUGCCAAACGUUAAAGUUAACGUGUUUGCCAAAGGGGUUAGAGUGCGUCACCCGCUUAAAGUAUUUGGCGAUCAGUGGGUUUUGUGAAGAGUUGGAUGCGUUCCCCAGUCUCAGUUCCAUCCAACACUUGCACACGUCCCUUGAAUCACUAUCAUUGUGUGGGUGGGCUAAACUCAACUCUCUCCCGGAUGAAAUACAACACUUCACUUCACUUGAAUAUCUGUUCAUACACAACUUUGAUGGACUGGAAGCUUUGCCUGAGUGGUUGUGCGACUUAUCUUCUCUUCACACACUGUAUCUUUGGGACUGCAAGAACCUGAUGUAUCUGCCCACAUCGCAAGCCAUGCAACGCCUCACUAAAUUACGAACAUUGGAGAUUUUUGAUUGUCCCAAAUUAAAGGAAAGAUGUGCAAGAGGUAGCGGGGCAGAGUGGUCCAAAAUCGCCCAUAUUCCAUAUGUCGAAGUCUUUUGA